UACUCGUGAAACCGAUCGGACAUGGAGGCGACGCAACCAGGUCGCUACGAACGCACGCGUAGGACGUGCCUCACCGACGCGUGGGUUGCCGCCACGGCCGCAAGAGCCAAACUCAACCCUUACGCCAGAGACGAUCAGCUUCGUCUGGUGUACAAAACGCUCCAACCAGCAUUAAAAUAUCCGCGCUACCAGGUCGUCGACCCACGGCAACGGAAUGGGUACGAUCCAAAGUGCGGCGCCCGAGGCAUCCUACAUGGCGUUGGCGAGCGAGUUUAUGCAAACGGGACCGUGGCCUACCGCGGCGUCAUCAAUGGAACGUUUGUGGUUGAAGUCACGGCAAAACAGAGCCAAGCGAUCGCGUCCACGAUUAUGUCGAUCCUCGCGCAAGAAUCGGUCGGGUACGAUGUGACGCAAUUUGAGACAAGCGACACGACGGGUGUGUUCGAGCGCAUUUCGCCGACUGGACAGGGCAAGUGUACCCCCACCCACGCCAACGUCGAAGUGUACACGCCAGACAAAACGCAGAUUUCCCGACUUUUUACCAACUCGAGCAUCUCCUCCGCCGUUGGCUACAAUGCCCAGAGUGGCCUCUACACACUCAAGGCCAACGUCAACACAGCUCUCCAGGGCCGCAACGCCUCUGGCGGUGUGUUGUUCUCACGUCCGUAUUCGGCGGACUAUUGGCGCGAAUACGUCCAAAGCAACGAGCUCAUCAACUUUUAUUCCGUCCAGCGAACCCUCAAUCAAACGCAGAUUGGCCGGUCGCAGAUGUGCCCCGACACGACUCCAGGCAUGACGUGCCGCAACGGAUGCUCCAAGAACACACACUGCAUCACUGCCGAAGGCCAGGGCAAACCAUGCCUCUUGGUGGGGAUGAUGACGCCGGCGCAAGACCCCGGGUAUUUUGAGGCGCUCCUGACCAACUCCAAGAUCCCAGCCAUGUUUUGUUUUGCCGGGUACGCCGGACUCAAUCAAUACGUCGUCGACACGAUGCGCCAAAACAAGUCGAUUGUGUUUUACCACUUCGAGCCGGACGUGUUCCAUACCGACAAGAAGGGCCUCUUUACGCGCAUCACGUUCCCCCGCGCCAACUCCACUGCCACAACGUCGUGGACGACGAACGUGAACCUCGUAUCGACCGACUUUCCCGCGUCGCCACUCAUGAAAUAUUACUCGGACACAAUGGUGCACAACCCGACGCUGUUGAACUUCCUCACGAAUUUUGCACUAACACCCCUGGACAUGACGAACCUCCUGGCGUCAUAUGACACGCUUCAAAAUGACCCGACCGUCGCCGAUCCGCUGUUUGCAACUGCGUGCCGGUGGGUGCAACAAAACUCGCGGACGUGGCGCGGAUGGAUUGAGCGGCUGCCCCUUUGCACGUUGGAAAAUCAUUUGAAAGUCACGAUCACUGACUCGUUCGACAACAUGACCACUCCCGUCAACACGUCCCAGAUUGACUUCCGAACGAUCUCGUUUGCGUGGUUCAACCCAAACCCCGACAACGCGACCGAGCCAUACUUGUGCGACGGCGGAAUCAUCACGGUGCCGCCGCCGCUCAAGACGAGCAGGUCGGUUGAAUGGCUCAUGGAAAACGCCGACGAGUGGCCCCUGUGGAUGCACACCAAGCCGCCGUGCGAAAGGCUUCACUACAAUUACACCAUUGGGCCGUGUACGCCUGACUCGACACGUCCCGUGACGUUCUUUUGGCGCCUCCCCGGACGUGUGAACGGCAGCACCGAGUGCACGGGCGGCAUUGCGUUGCCCGGAAACCUCGUUGUCGAAUGCGACUACAUCCCAGUCGCAAGCCCCGUGUACGAAAGCAUCACGAUGCUGACAUGUAUCGUCAUCAUGUUCCUUGUCGUGUGCGGGAUCCUGGUCGUGGCAUUCCGCAAACGGUCAGUUGUCAAGCGAGCUCAGUGGCCGCUGCUGUUGCUCAUCGUUGUCGGCGGCAUCUUAAUGUGUGUGUAUAUUAUCCUGACGGGGGGCGAGCCCACCGAUGUGUUGUGUGCCGCCCGCCCGAUCCUGGCGUCCUUGGCGUUCUCGGUCACAUUCACGGCGAUUUUCGUCAAGUCACUCCGGGUGUACUUGCUCUUUCUCGCUGGCGAGAACCGGAAGAAGAUCAAAGUCACGCUGUGGAAAAUGAUAAAGCUGUACUUGGUCAUUGUGGUCAUCGAUACUGGGGUCGUUGUCAUCGGUCUGCUCGCAGACUUUCCACACCCAGCCAUCUCGAUCGCCGCUGCCAAGACUUUCGACGGCACCGUCGACCACUACAUGUGCCAUUCGUCCACGUUUAUCUUCAAAGCCAUGACCAUCUUCUUCAAAACGCUGGUCCUGAUCGCGGGUAGCUACGUGGCGUUCCUCAUUCGCAAUGCCGACGCAGACUUCCAAGAGUCGAUGUGGAUUUUGGCAUCGUCGGUUGUGGUUGUGGUCGGCGCGAUGAUUCUCACCCCUGUGGCAUACUUCAUGGACUUGGACGCGUCCUCGAUCUUUGCCAUCGUGUCUGGGGUCGUCCUCUUUUGCACGGUGCUUGUUGUGGUGCUUAUGCUGGGCCCCAAGUUUUGGCGCUUGCGCAACACCCGAUACGCCAUAUCCACUGUCAAGGGCGCGUCCACAGAUGCCGGUUCCACGGUCAAAGGUGAACGCGCAUCGAGUCAGGUGUCGUCCGACGUGGCCCCUGAUAGCGGGGCCAUUUUAAAGUGAUCAACGCUUCACUGUUUGGUGCUUGUUGGUGCCAAACACUGUUGUCGGCCCUCG
Aphanomyces invadans is the source of this 2757-nucleotide messenger RNA. RefSeq lists its product as hypothetical. Gene Ontology annotation, molecular function: G protein-coupled GABA receptor activity. Gene Ontology annotation, cellular component: G protein-coupled receptor heterodimeric complex; membrane. The record is from RefSeq and is a predicted model, not a curated record. NCBI's taxonomy places the organism in Eukaryota, Oomycota, Saprolegniomycetes, Saprolegniales, Verrucalvaceae. Gene Ontology annotation, biological process: G protein-coupled receptor signaling pathway. The transcript is spliced from 10 exons. Bases 22 to 2703 code for a protein of 893 amino acids.